Messenger RNA from Parastagonospora nodorum SN15, 498 nucleotides. RefSeq lists its product as hypothetical. NCBI's taxonomy places the organism in Eukaryota, Fungi, Ascomycota, Dothideomycetes, Pleosporales, Phaeosphaeriaceae. The transcript has a single exon. Bases 1 to 498 code for a protein of 165 amino acids. The record is from RefSeq and is a predicted model, not a curated record.
AUGCAGCUCACUGUCGCCGUCCUCAGCCUUGCCAGCAUCAGCCUCAACGCCCUCCCUGCUCAGGCCGCAGCCAUUCCCGCCAAAGACCUUGUUUCCAACGCUGGGCAGGCAACCAACAGCGUCAACCUUUCUGGUUCGGGCACUGAGGGAAACGCUUACAGCGUCGACAACGACGAGCUCUCCAAGCGUCAUACCUACUCUGUUGAUAACGAUGAGCUUGCUAAGCGUCACACCUACUCCGUUGACAACGACGAGCUGGCUAAGCGCCACACUUACAGUGUCGACAAUGACGAGCUAGCUAAGCGCCACACCUACUCUGUUGACAACGACGAGCUGGCUAAGCGCCACACCUACUCCGUUGACAACGACGAGCUAGCUAAGCGCCACACCUACUCCGUUGACAACGAUGAGCUGGCUAAGCGCCAUACCUACUCCGUGGAUAACGAUGAGCUUGCUAAGCGUCACACCUACUCCGUCGACAACGAUGAGCUCGCAUGA